This is a messenger RNA of Paramecium tetraurelia, 363 nucleotides long. RefSeq lists its product as uncharacterized. Lineage: Eukaryota; Ciliophora; Oligohymenophorea; Peniculida; Parameciidae. The record is from RefSeq and is a predicted model, not a curated record. The transcript has a single exon.
AUGAUAUCAGAAAUGUCAAUUUGUGGUAGACAAAUUCUUUAGAUUUUGGAAUUGAAUGCUUACUAUAGAAAGAAAGCUUAUUAAUUUUAAUACAAAGUAGAAACUGAAGGAGUAAUGAAAUCAAAAGAUGGAUAUUAAACAAUAGUCAAAUUAAAUGUUAGUGAAUAACAUAAAGGAAUUAUAAACACAUUAAGCUCUUAAGAGAAUUUGAUAAAAAUAAUUAUAAGAAGUAGAGUAGGAAUUCAAAAGUUUUUGGAACCAUUAAAUUAGGAAAUUUAGAAAUUCUAAGAUUAAUAAGCAACAGUAGUUCCUAAAAUUAGAAUUGACCAUUUGAAUGAUUAGCAAAAUGAAUUAAUCAGCUGA